GAUUUGAUUUGAUUUAUUCGUCAACUUUCCCUCGAGACUUGCUCACUUUCGAUAUCUUUCUUUUGGAAAUUACACUCUUCAACUUGAUAUCCUCAAACUAUACCUUCAUCAAAAACACUCUCAUUGAAUUCAGAAUCAGAACCAACGACUUGAUCAUCAUCAUCUUGACUAACUCAUUUCGACCCUACAUACUCACACUUAACUCUCAUAGAUCAUCAUGUCUCAAUCUAGCUCUACCGUCAAACUUCCAGAAAUUCCAGACUUUGAUAAUCUUACUGCUAAUUCAGCUUGGCAAUGGUUAUCAUGUUUUAUGGGAUGGCAUAUUCCAGCAUUAUCAGAACCAUCAAAAAAGAUCACAUUAAAAACUUUCAACGAUUUACCCAGAAGAAAGAAUCGAAUCGAACGAUAUGCAAAAGGUCAUCAACUUUGGGUUCCUGAAUCGGAAUUACGUUGGUUAAAGAUCUUUAAAGGAUCUAGAAGCAAACUUGAAGUUCAAAACAUUCAAUAUCCCAUCGGUUUACGAUUAGUCACUACUCAUCCACCUCGACUUGAUCAUCCUCAUGCCGAUACUAAUAAUAUUAAUCAUCAUCAAACCGGAUUAACUUCUAAACCAACAACCUUUGGAGAAAUGAAAACCAUAUGUUUUGAUGGAAAACGAGCCAAGACGAAUGCAGGAUACUGGCCCUUGAGUUUAGGUCACAAAAUGAAAUUAGGUCAAUCGGGUGAUUUUGUACAAUUUGAUAAUUUACAAAGUCAAUUGGGUGGAAUCAAAUUACCUAAAGUUGAAUUAGGUUGGAUUUGGAUUGAAACUGGGAUUUGGGGACCUAGAAAACGAAUCUUGUUUAAGAAAUUAUGUUCAGAUGAAUCGAUUGGGAUCUUGAUUUGGCCUCAAUUACCGGGUGAAACGAGUUAUAAGACGGCUAAACCGACCCCAAGGAUUCCUGUCUAUGAAGGAGAUACAGUAGAACUAGCUGAUAACGAUCGAAUCCUAGUCUUUGUUGGCAAACCUCGAGGAAUGAACAGUGCAGUGCUUCAAAUCAAUGUUACCUAUCAAUGGGUAGGAUGUCUUGCAGGUUCAAAUAUGGCCGAAACCAAGUAUUCAUAUCCAAACCCUUGCGAAAGGUAUCCACAUUGUCUUCGACGACCGAUUUAUUCUCCAAUCCAAUCUGACGAACCUGAAAUCCUUGAACACGCUCAUUUUCCAAUCACCGAAUCACCUGAUUUAGCAGACCGAUUCAAUGAAGCCAAACAAGGAGAUUCAUCUGAUUUCUUUAAUGAAACUUAUUCUAAAGCUCAAGAAAGCGUUUUGAAAGAUUUACGGAAUGGAGUGAUACCAGAGAUAGUUGAAAAGUUUAUGGAAAAUCAUCCUUCAAGUCUUGCAGUAGAAAUGAUGAGUAAAUUCAAUCCAGCUUUGAAAUCGGUUUUGUUAAAACUUAAUUCGAUACCUGAAUAUACUAUUGAGUUUCCACCUGAACUCGAAUCAACUGAGUCACCGGAAACAGAUGAAUAUAUCAUUGAAGAAUUAAAUGAUCUUGAAGAUACACCGAUUAUUGAUACUUCAAGACCAUCAAUUGUUCUGGAUACAACCAUAUCUGCCACACCUAAUCCUGCUCCUCAACCGGGUCCUUCAUGUCUCAAGAGAACUUCAACCUCAUCUAACUUGAAACGAGCACACCAGAAGGAGAAAGAUGAACUCACUCCACGAGAUCUUAAACGACGUCGCUCAGUCACGUUUGCUAAACAAAGUGAUCAUGAUGUGAAGGGUAAAGGUCGAAUGAUUGACUCAAGUUCGAUUGAAGAUUUGGAAGACGAACCAGAUCAUGAACCGAGCACUUCAGUACGACCAGAACCACCUAAUUUAUCUGAUAGUGAAGAGAGUGAAGAAAGUGAAGCAGAAUUCGAAUCGACCCCUCGGAAUUCAAAACGACCUCGUUCAUCAUUACCGAUCAAUGAAACUCCUUCAAGUCAACCCAUCGAAAGUUGUUUAAACCCUUCUGCUUCAAUGGAAAACUUAUCAAACCAGAUCGAUUGGUCAAGAAUAGAUUCUUCACAAGGUAGUACACAACAACCAGAUAAUGAGAAAGGUUCUGGUCCAAGAAGAUCAACUAGGAGAAGAUCAUCUGGUAGAUCGGAAGUCUUUAAAGAUUAUACUUCUUUGGAUUUGAAGGAUUCUAGAUCGGUUGAACUUGAGGGAUCUGAUUGUGAAGAUUAUCAGAAAGAUGUUAAUCAAAAAUCAGUUAAACGAAAAAGAAAAUCAUGGAUUGAAGAUUCAUGAAAUCUAUUAAGAAGGUUUAAAGUCAAAAUCAAAUUACAAAAAAAAACUUUCGAUUUCUAAAUCAAACAAAAAUUAAUCGAGUUUCUUUUAUAUAGAUCAAAUCAAACUCUUGAGAUUUUUUUUUCUGGUUGGUUAGUUGGGUUUGUGGACUUUGAAUUAAGAGCUGGACUUUAUAUUUUUUCCGUUUUUUGCAUUUGCAUUUACAGUUGUUGUGGUUGUUGUUGUUUGUUUAGAUAGAGAAAAGUCGUUUUUAGAAAAAAAUGUGCGUGUUAGUUUGGUUGGUUUGUAAUUUGUGUUUAAAUGGUUCUUUUUUCCUUUUUUUAUGAAUCUUUGUAGAUUUCCAAAUUUGUAUUUAGGUUGUGAGAAUAAAGAUCAAAGUGUUUUUCGUUUUAUUUGUUUUGAUUUUUGUUAAAGGACUUUUUUUGGUUUUGAAUUCUAUUUUCUUUUUGGUUUCAAAGAAAUUUUCAUUCUUGGUUUAACCCUCGGUU
Melampsora larici-populina 98AG31 is the source of this 2763-nucleotide messenger RNA. RefSeq lists its product as uncharacterized. Bases 218 to 2275 code for a protein of 685 amino acids. Lineage: Eukaryota; Fungi; Basidiomycota; Pucciniomycetes; Pucciniales; Melampsoraceae. The record is from RefSeq and is a predicted model, not a curated record. The transcript is spliced from 4 exons.